AUGUUCUUCGACGCCGUGGAAGCGGGUGCACCGGACGUCAUGUACGGGCUCAAAAUCGCAGCCGAUGGAGACCAGAGCCCACUGAAGGUAGACCUGGGGGUGGGGAUUUAUCGAAACGAGCUGGGGGCGUACAAUGAGAUGAGUGUUCUAAGAAAGGCCAAGGACGAGCUAUAUGCGCUUAAUCCAGACCAUGAUUACGAAGUCACUACUGGAAAUCCCCGGUAUUUAGCCAACGCUGCAAAGGUCGCAUUCGGCGGCGACUCUCCGGUCCUCGAUGAAUCAAGGAUUGCAUCCGUCCAAACGAUUUCCGGCACCGGGUCCAUACACCUUGCACUCAUGUUCCUGGCUCGUUCCCCCGAGGGCAAGAAUCGCCAAGUUUAUAUCGGAACCCCGGCAUGGGGGAAUUACGUGCCGAUGUGCAAUCUGGCAGGACUGGAAACCAAGACGUACACCCAUUAUAAUCCCGCGACCGGGGGAGUCGAUUUUCCAUCCGUUCUCGACGCCGUACGUACAGCCGAUGUAGGCAGCGUUUUCAUCCUGCAAGGAUGCUGUCACAAUCCGACCGCGGCGGACUUCAGCAGGGAGCAGUGGCGCACGCUCGCCGUGGAAAUGAAGAACCAUCAUUUGCUGCCGCUCUUUGACAUUGCGUACCAAGGUCUGGGAGACGGUCUUGAUGAGGAUUCCUACAGCGUCCGAUAUUUUGCGCAGAUGGGAUUCGAAAUGAUUGUCUGCCAGUCCUUCUCCAAAAGCCUGGGUCUUUAUGGUGAGCGCGUCGGUGUUUGCCAUGUUGUUUGCGCCUCCAGAAGCCAUGUCUAUCCGGUUCAUGACCAGCUCCGCUGUUUGAUCCGAUGGGAGUUCUCAUCCUCCCCGGCCUACGGGUCCCGUUUGGUCGAUUUGGUGCUGUCGGAUCCUUUGAAAGAAGCAGAGUGGAAUUCCGAGCUAUCUCUUAUUCGAAGCCGUCUUCGGUCUAUUAGAGAAGCUCUUUUCCGUCAGCUGAACGAUGUGCUCAAGGUUCCGGGGAACUGGGGCAUUAUUCUGCAGGGAAAAGGUCUUUUUUGUCUUUUGCCGCUGUCCCCUGAGCAGUGCAAGGAUCUUCGGGAAAAGCACCACAUCUAUAUUGUGCCCAAUGGUCGGAUCACCUUGUCCGGUCUUUCGGAUCGCAACAUAGAGUAUGUAGGGCGCUGUAUCAGCCAGGUCGUUGAGGAUAGCCCAUGA
This is a messenger RNA of Aspergillus steynii IBT 23096, 1215 nucleotides long. RefSeq names its product aspartate aminotransferase. Gene Ontology annotation, biological process: amino acid metabolic process; biosynthetic process. Lineage: Eukaryota; Fungi; Ascomycota; Eurotiomycetes; Eurotiales; Aspergillaceae. The transcript has 7 exons. The record is from RefSeq and is a predicted model, not a curated record. Gene Ontology annotation, molecular function: pyridoxal phosphate binding; L-aspartate:2-oxoglutarate transaminase activity. Bases 1 to 1215 code for a protein of 404 amino acids.